AUGCAGAUCAUCUACAACACCGCCCUAGUCGCCGGCCUCGCGAGCACUACUGCGGCCACUUCAGAGUCGGCGUGCAACACCUUCAGCACGACCAUCACCAGCACUGUCAGCACCGUCACUGUCACUGUGUCUUCAGCUGCGGAGGCUUCUCCAGCAAGUGCCAGCAUCAUGAGCUCCACCGCAGCCACCUCCUCCUCUUGCGCAACCGAACUCUCCAUCAGCUCGAGUACCACUGCCAAUUGGACCACCACCGAGCAAAUCGCGCCAUCCACCACUGCCUGGGCACUGUCCGAGUCUCAGUGCAUCUCUGCGGACAAGACCGUCGGUGUCAACACCAUCCCAGGUUUCAAUGGCACCUCCUACGUCGUCUGCCCCGGCGCCGCUCCAUACCCGACCGUAAGCACCAUCGCUCCCAGCGGCAACGCCACCGCCGACGCCGUUGGUGCGACACACUCUUCAUCGUUCGCUUUCUCCCCAGCUGGCAUCACCAAUGCCACCACUGCUGCGAUCGGCGGUGCGACGGGUACCGGUGCUAUGGCUCCUACUAGUGUCGUCGCCGGCCCGACCGUGAGCAUCAUCCCAUUCUCAGCCGGCGCUGCUGGAAUCGACAACAAGGACUCUUUUGUCGCUCUGGCUGGCAUUGCCGUCGCGAUGAUCUUCCUCUAG
This is a messenger RNA of Sphaerulina musiva SO2202, 666 nucleotides long. RefSeq lists its product as uncharacterized. Lineage: Eukaryota; Fungi; Ascomycota; Dothideomycetes; Mycosphaerellales; Mycosphaerellaceae. The record is from RefSeq and is a predicted model, not a curated record. The coding region runs from base 1 to 666 and encodes 221 amino acids. The transcript is spliced from 3 exons.